AUGGGAUUUGGUGAACCAAACCCAAAACUUAAGAAAUCUAACCCUCCAUUCAUUUGGUAUCGGAACGUUCGUCAUCUAAAUAUCGGUGAUGUGGACAGAUACUCCAUCCAAUAUACCCAAGUACCGACAGAUAGUGAGUGUUCCGACGGACCAUCCGAUGAUCCUGAACUAUACUGGACAGACAAGCCAAAGGAGUACUUUUAUUUUAGAUUGAAGAACAUUGAAAAGUUACCUAUAAGAGCCUUACACUUACUUAGUGGUCCGUUCACACUCUAUUGUCAUGUUAUACCGUGUCAAUACCAUCAAGAGAAUUUGUUUCUGGCCCAUGACCCUAAAGUACAUGAGAUUGAAUUUGCUAAUCAAAUCCAACCAGGUCAAACAUUCAAUGUGAAGCUUCAUUUGAAUGUGAAUUCCCUAUUGAAAACAAAAAAUGAUGGAUCUAAAGUGUACCAAUGGGAAAUUGAAGUUGUUAGCCAGAUCAUUCAAAGUCGUCGUGCUGUUGUUAGUUAUGAUUUGAUGCUUGGAAGUGAUCUUAAAUAUAUGAAGAGAAUGCAUUCUAAAACUGCUUCUACGACUUUCUCUAUCCUUUCCAAACAAGAUUCAGCUUGGACAAAUGUGAGUACUAAAAUUGAGGAUGCGUUAUUAGCACAACUGUCCAAUCCUAAAUUGAAAGUUUCAAUGAAAGAUGCAGAUGAUCUUUGGUCCUUGGAUCCCAACGACCCAUCCAAACCCAUUCAUUUGGUGAUUGUGAACCAUGGAAUCCUCUCGAAUCUUACAGCAGAUAUGCUAUAUCUUCGUGAUUCCUUGAUAAGCAAAGUUGACGAUAAUUUGGUGGUCACAGGAUGUAGAUCUAAUGCUGGACGUACCGAAAGAGGAAUCAAGAAGCUUGGAAUAAACUCAGCUGAACAUGUCAUUGAAGUAAUACUGCAAUUGCAAAAGGAUAAGGGAUACACCAUUAAUAAGAUCUCAUUUGUAGGUCAUUCAUUUGGUGGUCCAGUACAAUUAUACUGUAUGAAACAUAUUUUGGAAACUCAAGGUACAAAUUACUUUCAACGACAGAAUAUCCAACCCACUCAUUUUGUUACAUUGGCAAGUCCACUCUUAGGAGUAGUCACAGAUCUUAGUCUUGUGUUCAAUUUGUUAUUAGAUGUGGGCACUUUGGGGAGAACAGGCAAAGAUUUGACUCUUCUGAAGCAAAUGCCCAGCUUAAAAGCCAAACAUAAGCCUGGAAGUUCUACAAGUAAUGUAACCCAUUCCCUACGUCCAAUUUUAGAAGAGCUACCCGAAGAGCCAGUCAAGACAUUGCUAGGCUCAUUCAAGACCUUAACAGUUUAUGCCAAUGCAAUUAAUGAUGGCAUAGUUCCCUUAAGAACAGGGGCCAUUUUGUACUUGGAUUAUAGAGCACUUGGAGAUGUUACAAAGUUACGACAUCAAAAGGUGACCCAACAGGAAAUACCCAGGUCAAGUAUUGAUGGUAAACAAGACAUUGGAGAAGCCACAGAGAUCCCAAUCGAAGGUAGUGGUGAUGCUGAUAAAGAAAAUGACACUACAAGUGAAGUUAGUAGUUCUAGCAAUACUGAAAAGUUUCAGUUCUUGAUGGGGUUGAAUUUGACUAAUGGGUUUGGCAAGGGAAGAGAUCUAAAGUUUGAUAAAUCGGUCAAUAAAACUAAAAAGAAACUUACCAAGAGACAACGGAAGUUUCUUAACUUUUCUGCCAAAGGUAUAAAUGUGGAAUCAAUAGGUGUGAACGAUGAGAAUGAUGAUGAAGAAACAGUUCAUGAUGAUGAGAUUGGUGGUAGUGGAAGCGGCGCAAGUGACACGACUGAUGAUUACAUUAAUGACCCUGAUACAAUCAACAUACCUCCUAAAGCCAAUACCAUUGAAUCGGCAAUCAAUAGUUUGAUUUGUCCUGUACCAUCCUACAAUUAUUUGGUUGAUCCUUCAUCUCGACCACCGGUUGUUUUUCAUGAUAAAAUCUAUUCUUCACGUAACAUCCCCUCCGAGGAAAAUGAUCCCCAUGUACUGGUAGUUUCUCGGAUACUUAACACCUCACGGAAGCGGUUAGUAGAGCAGAUAAAGAUUGCCAGGAAGUACCAUACUGAUGGGUUAGUGUGGAGGAAAGUAUUGGUUAGUCUUCCUCCAGAUGCCCAUAAUAAUAUCGUUGUGCGAAGACGGUUUCCUAAUGGGUAUGGCUGGGGAGUCAUUGACCAUUUGUGUCAAGAAGUCAUGAACGAAAAGCUUCGUCAAUGCAAGAUACUUCUUUCCUUUAUUGUCAUUGGAGCAGGCUUAAUUGGACCUCGGCAUGCCUCACAUUUGGUCACUCGUCCUGAUGUUCGGUUGUUUGCCAUAAUUGAUCAUUCUGCCAAAGGACCUCAAGUUGCCGCUCAAUUCAAUUGUCAUUUAUUUAAGAAUUUAGAUGAAAUGUUUGAUUAUUGUUGUUUCCAAAAUGAACCAUUACCAGAUGCUGCCAUCAUUGCUACUCCCAACCAUACUCAUGUCCCACUAGGUUUGAAAUUGGCUGCAAAGGGGAUUCAUCUCUUGGUCGAAAAACCUUUAGCUCCAACACCACAAGAUUGUAUGACAUUGAUCAAAUGUUGUCAACAUUAUAACGUCAAAUUACUUGUUGGACAUCAUAGACGAUUUAAUCCUUAUAUUGUUACCACCAAGGAGAAUUUGCAUCGAUUGGGAGACUUGGUGGCCAUUCAAGGUACGUGGUCCUUAAAAAAACCCGAUACGUAUUAUUCUGAGAAACCCUGGCGUAGUUCUAAGGAGUUGGGGGGUGGUACUAUGUUGAUUAAUCUUAUUCAUGAUUUGGAUCUUUUACAGUAUAUGAUGGGCCCAAUUGAUAAGGUUUAUGCUGAGUUAUUGAUGAAACAAAGAACUAAUCAUCCUAACAAUUUAGGUAAAGAAUAUUCCCAAUUGGUGGAUGAAGGUGCUGCCUUGACCCUUCGAUUUAAGAAUGGAUGUUGUGGUACGUUUAUUUGCUCAGAUAAUGUUACUUCACCCUUUUCCUUUGAAGCUGGAACCGGUGAAAACCCUACGAUCCCCUUUAAUGAUUCCAUAGCUGGAUUUUAUCGCAUCUUUGGUAGUGAAGGUACCCUCUCUGUACCUGAUUUGAAGUUGUAUCAUCAAUAUAACUUACCAGCCAGUUGUCGGAACUGGUUAAGCCCAGUACAAUGUGAGCAAGUGUUGAUAGAAGCUGAUACAAUGAAAUUACCUGGAAAGAAGGAGGAAUCUUCGUUAUCAUUAGCUGAGAUGGAAUUUGGAUUACCCACCCCAUUGAAUUCCCUUGAUGGCAAAUCCGAUGCUCCAAUUCAUCACCAUAAAACUGUUAAUAACAGCUAUGACAACAACAAUGAUAAUAAUGAUCCCAAAGAUUUGCUAAUGCCAUUUGACUUACAAAUUGAUCAUUUUAUCAACCUUAUCAAUGGCACUGAAACAAUAGUCAAAUGCUCAGGUGAAGAUGCCCUUCAAGCUCUCCUUUGUAUUGAUGCCGUUAUGAAAUCAGCAGAAACAGGAAUGCCCCAGUUUGUUGAAGAUAGUGACAUGAUUGAUAUCAAUCCUGGCUUCAUUGGGUUUGCUAUAUAA
Molecule: messenger RNA, 3588 nt
Organism: Lizanozyma spartinae
Lineage: Eukaryota; Fungi; Ascomycota; Pichiomycetes; Serinales; Debaryomycetaceae
Exons: 2
Coding region: 1-3588 (1195 amino acids)
Molecular function (GO): nucleotide binding
Source: RefSeq, a predicted model, not a curated record